AUGUCAUCUUCUACAACAACAACAACAUCAGCUAGUAAUAGUAGUAUUAAUGGUACCAAUAAUAUUACAACCACAGGCAAUAGUCUUACAAUUAGUGGUGGUAUUAACAAUAGCAACCCAAGUAAUAUAAGUAAUAAUAGCAAUAGUGUCACAUUAAUACCCAAUAGUAAUAGUAUUAAUAAUAGUAACAACAACAACAAUAAUAAUAGCAUUAGUAAUAAUAAUAAUAAUAAUAAUAAUACACCAAAGAAAGUUAUAAUCGUUGAUAGUAGUAUAGUUGAAUGUGGUAUUUGUUAUAGUAAUCAAUUUAGUAAAUCUUAUAGUUGCGAUUAUUGUGAUUUUUGGACAUGCGAAUCAUGUUUACCAUGUUAUUUAAGUAAACAAUGUCCAAAAUGUAAGAGAGCAUGGCCAAAGAUACCAAAAAGAAAUUACACUAUAGAGAGAUUGGUUGAGGAGGCACAGGUACCAUGUGACAAUUAUUCAGAUGGUUGUGUAAAGAAAUUCAAAUUAAAGGAUGAAAUGGGCAAGAAAGCACUUCACCAAGACCAAUGCCCCUACAGAAAGAUACCAUGUCCAUUGGGUAAGAUAUUAGGUUGUCAAAUGAAUACCAUCGUAUCACCAGAGGAUAUGGAGAAACAUUUUGAAAAUCAUCAUAGAUUAGAUAGCGUUUAUUUACAUGAUCAAGAGAGAGAGACCGAAUUCUUUAGAAUGACAAUGAUGUCACCAUUACCCAAAGGUACCGAAACAUCAUGUCUCCUAUUGAAACAAGAACAACAUACCAUUUUAUUUAUUUCAACGGGUGAGGGUGUUUUUAGAAGUUUUCUAUUCCUCUUUGUUACACCACCACCAAAACGCUACCAAAUCAGAGUCUAUGGCACUAGUAGUUCACAAAUUAAAAUCAACGAUAAACCACAAAUUUGGGCGGAUAUUUGUGAUACAUUACCAUUGGUUAGCUUUACAAUUAGUCAACAACAAUACCUAAAAUGGAGUCAUUCAACUACAAGUCGUUCAUUUUAUAUUCAUCUAAAAGCGAUUGAUGAAGAGGAAGAAGAAGAUGAUGAUGAUGACGAAGAAGAAGAUGAUGAAGAAGAAGAUGAAGAUGAUGAAGAUGAAGAUGAAGAUGAAAAAGAAAAAGAAUCCGAUGAUGAUAGUAGUAGUGGUGGUAGUGGUAAUAAUGGUCAUAAAGAAAAAGAAAGAUUUUUAAAGAAAUUAAAAGUUAAAUAA
Messenger RNA from Dictyostelium discoideum AX4, 1224 nucleotides. RefSeq lists its product as hypothetical. Gene Ontology annotation, biological process: protein ubiquitination. NCBI's taxonomy places the organism in Eukaryota, Evosea, Eumycetozoa, Dictyosteliales, Dictyosteliaceae. The record is from RefSeq and is a predicted model, not a curated record. Bases 1 to 1224 code for a protein of 407 amino acids. Gene Ontology annotation, molecular function: zinc ion binding. The transcript has a single exon.